UAGCCGGGAAAAUAGCACCCUUGUCUCUGACCCGAGCCCCUCCCUCCUUAUAUAGCUCACGCCUCACUGAUCCCUUCCCCACUCCCUUCUCGCAAACCAGGAUCUUACUCCCUAUACUGCAUCUUCUGCACCUAUCUUUAGAGAAGAGAGAUAGAGAUGAAGAAGGGAGAAGAGAUGGGGCAGCAGUUGGAGGACACUGCGCUGACCAAAGUGUUCGUAGGUGGGCUGGCUUGGGAGACGAGCAAGGACGUCCUCAAGGCUCACUUUGACGAGUACGGUGAGAUCAUUGAAGCCGUCAUCAUCUUCGACAAGGUUACCGGCCGAUCGAAGGGCUAUGGUUUCGUGACAUUUAAGGAGGCUGAAGCAGCGAAGAAGGCAUGCGAGGACGCCACGCCGGUGAUCAACGGCCGACGGGCCAAUUGCAACCUGGCAUCGCUCGGAGCCCGCCGCGCCAAGUCCUCUCAUCCUGCCAUCCCCUCCCACCGGCCGGGAUCGAGGGGGGUGUCAACGCGACCGCCGGCACGAUGGUACUACUCAUCGGGAACGCCACCGCCACCAUCUCCCUUCCCCCACUUCCACGGCUUCCCUCCCUUCUCCUCCGCCGCCUACGGGUAUCCACCCUCAUAUGCGGCAGGAAUGGGCUACAACCCGAAGCUAAGCCACACGGCCGGGAGGGGGCCCUACGUGCAGGGGCAGUUGCAACAAUCAGCAUACCCAGGGCAAGGAGGCAUGGUGAGUCCAAAUGCAGUCGUGCCCAUGUACCCACUGUAUCACUUCCAAUACCAGCAAUUACAGACCAUGGGAGUUCCCACCCACCACCACAUAUUCCCUCCAAUGCAAGCAGCCGGCACAGUAGACACCACCAUAUCCAAGCCCACUGCAGUGCCUACAACUAAAGUAGAAUAAGUUACAAGCUGCAGCUGAAAGUGUUUAGAACAAGAGGCUUAGGUGGCAGAUGACAUCCGCUGAAGCGCUGUACUUUAGCCCUGGUUCUACUGGAUUCACAGAAAGCGCAAAUGUAACAAAAGAAGCUUUGUUCUGCUUACCGAAAUAUCUACGCCUUCAGUGAACUAUUGCAAGAACCUGUACACUCUCAAACGAUCACAUUCUUCUGCCAUAAAGUUGCAGCUUUUUCCUCCUAACUUCAUUCUUCAUUGGUUGUUGAUGGUCACCAGGCUUGGUUUUUAUAUCUAAACUUGCAGAUAAAUUGUGCCCGCCAUUGCAUCGAUUACACCAACAGAUAAACAACCAAAUGGCUUGAUGACUGUUUUUGCACAGAUUGUCAUUCUCUUCUGAAGAUUUCUUUUUUCAUUUAAGAGCGUUUUCUUUUGGACAAGAAGUUUGCAGCAGGUGUUACCUAAACGUGAACCUAACAUCCUCACAUACCAGCAAGCUCAGAGUUUCUCAAAAUAAGCUGUCUUACUUUGUCAAGAAACUAAUAUCAAAUUAAUUUCUUUCA
Molecule: messenger RNA, 1459 nt
Organism: Phoenix dactylifera (date palm)
Lineage: Eukaryota; Viridiplantae; Streptophyta; Magnoliopsida; Arecales; Arecaceae
Molecular function (GO): RNA binding
Source: RefSeq, a predicted model, not a curated record